Molecule: messenger RNA, 7366 nt
Organism: Ostrinia nubilalis (European corn borer)
Lineage: Eukaryota; Metazoa; Arthropoda; Insecta; Lepidoptera; Crambidae
Product: histone lysine acetyltransferase CREBBP-like
Exons: 29
Coding region: 489-7283 (2264 amino acids)
Biological process (GO): positive regulation of transcription by RNA polymerase II
Cellular component (GO): histone acetyltransferase complex; transcription regulator complex; nucleus
Molecular function (GO): protein binding; transcription coactivator activity; histone acetyltransferase activity
Source: RefSeq, a predicted model, not a curated record
GACAAGCGUAGAAAAAGUUUUCAUCAACAGCCGCCAUUUUGCGCUGGAGAGACUGAGAAGAAUUUCGGAAUUUGUCGUGUAAAUUUUCUGUUUUUUCUUACAUCAUUUAUCAUAAACUGUACCAUUCCGUGUAUUUUAAAGUGUUAAGUGAAAUUGUGUUAUUCGAUCUAUAAAAUAAGUCAUAUAAAGUAGCUAAAAUCUGGUGAUAUUGUUUUCAUUUAUUGUGCUAGUUCCGACGGAAGAUGGUGAGAGGGUCUGUGUAGCUCUUCGAUUCGGAGCUUUGUAAUGGCGAAUACUUGAGUGAGAAAUUUUAAUAUGUGCCUUCAAUGGUGCGAAGGACAUCGAACGAUCGUGAUGUGGGUGAAUUACACUAUGAUGGAUGACAAAUCGCUCUAAAAUGCUAUUUCUUAAAGAUUUAAGACAUAAAAGUGUUAUUUGAAUCGGCGGGCCGAAAUAUUCACGACGGCAUACGUUUAGUAAACAGAGCCAUGGCCGAUCAUCACGGGGAUGAGCCGCCUAAUAAGCGGCCAAAAAUCUUCCAGGGUCCAUCGGACUCCACGGAUGGGUUUUCAAACCUACAAGACAUGUUCGACCUCGAAAAGGACCUCCCCGAUGAAUUAAUGGGAGGUUCUUGGGCCGAACAGCCGGGCGUCACGGGGCCCAAGCCCCCUGCGCAGGGGCCCGGGCCCGGGGGGCAAAUGGUGCAGCAGCUCAAUGGGGACGACCCCACUGCUGCCAUGCAUAGACAGAUUAAUAAUCAUCUUAUACAACAAGCCUUUUCACAGGGCAACAAGGGUGGCUUAGUAGGCCACAACAACCCUUUAGGGUUGAGUAGCUUAGGAAGUAAGAGUCCAAGUUUACAGUCACCUCCCAAUGUGUCUGUAUCAAAGGAUUUGAUGGGUGGUAUGCAUCCACAACUAAUGCCAAAUACAAGUCAUCCAAAUCAAAUGCAUUCAAAUAUGCCAAUGAGUUCAAUACAAGGUAUGUGUGGUAUGAACGUGGCAAACGUUGGCAAUAUGAUAGUGACAAACAGUAAUAUGACUGGAGCCGGUAUGCUGGGCAGCGGCAUAAUUAAUAAUGUUAACAAACAACUCCCUACGCUCAUGGGAAAUAAUCAUCAUGGGACUCAGCACCAUCCUCAUGCUCAGACAAUGCAGAACGGUCCGUUGGGCGGGCGAGUCGGCGUCGGCAUGCAGGCGCCGAUGCGGACGAGCCUGCAGCACCAUCCGCGUAUGCAGGCGCCGGGCGGCGGCGGCCACCCGCUGGCGCCCUACCACCCCGCCUACGGGCAGUCGGCGCAGGGCCCGGGCGUGCCGCCGGCGCAGCGCGCGGCCGGCGUGCGCUUCGGGCCGCCGGGCGAGGCCGGCGGGGGCGCCGCGCAGGCCGUGCCGCCCGCGCCGUCGCCGCAGACGCCCGGCGCGCCGGCCGGCGGCCAGUCGCAGCCGCAGGCCGCCACGCAGGCCGCCGCGCCGCACCAGCCGCACCCGCCGCACCAGCCGCACGCGCCGCAUCAGCCGCCCGCCUCGGGCUCCAUCGCCGACCCGGAGAAGAGGAAACUGAUACAGCAGCAACUGGUGCUGCUGCUGCACGCACACAAGUGCCAGAGGCGGGAGUCCCAGUCGAACGGCGAGUCGUGGCAGUGUUCGCUGCCGCAUUGUAAGACUAUGAAGGGCGUGCUGAACCACAUGAUGUCGUGUCAGGCCGGCAAGAACUGCGCGGUGCCUCAUUGCUCAUCGUCGAGACAGAUCAUCAACCAUUGGAAACAUUGUAACAAAAAUGACUGUCCUGUGUGUUUGCCUCUGAAGCAGGCGGACAGGACUAGAAAUAAUAAUAUGAACGCUAUGUUUUUUCCGAUCCUAGCAGCGGCAGUGAGCCACACGACGACCGGUGUGAGCACCGGCGGCGUGGGCGGCGUGGGGCCCGUGGGCGCGGUGGGCGGCGUGGGCGUGGGCGUGGUGGGCAACGUGGGCGGCGUGGGCAACGUGGGCGGCGUGGGCAACGCCGCGGGGGCCAUGCCCGGCGUCAACUCGCUGCCAGGAGUCGCGCCCGCGCCCUCCGCGCCUGCGCCCACUCCUAACACACAGGGUGCGGACAUGAAGCGCGCGUACGAGGCUCUAGGCAUCGCGUGCCCGACGUCGGUGUCGAACAUGACGGGCGGGUUCCCGCGCGCGCCGCUGGCCCGCAUGGCCGUGCCGCGCCCGCCGGGGCUCACCGACGUGGUGCCGCAGCAGCCCAUGCAGCAGCUGUUCCAGCAGACCCAGCAGGAUCUGCAGCAGCAGCAGCUGAUGACUGCGAAUACCUUACAACUACCCGGCGGGCCGGUCACUGCGAACCCGGCGUCUGGCACGAAAGAAUGGCACCAGUCUAUAACAGCCGAUCUCAGAAACCAUCUUGUUCAUAAAUUGGUGCAAGCUAUUUUUCCUACGCCAGAUCCUCAUGCAAUGUUAGAUAAGAGAAUGCACAACUUAGUAGCGUACGCGAGAAAGGUGGAGGGUGAUAUGUAUGAAAUGGCGAGCACGCGGUCGGAAUACUACCACCUGCUCGCGGAGAAGAUAUACAAAAUCCAGAAGGAGUUAGAAGAGAAGAGACAGAAGAGAAAGGAGCAGCAGCUGCAGGCACAGCAGCAGCAGAAUCAGCUGACCCAAGGGCAGGGCAUUCCUCAGCAGCAAGUCAACGUGAUGUCUGGGGGUGGGGUGAUGACGGGCGUGCGACCGCCGGCGCCGAAUGCGGUAGCAGGGUUGUCCAGGCCACAAAUGCCGACGCAAUCAUUGCCUGGCAUGAGGAUCCCGUCGCCAGGACACGCGGGGAUGACCCUCGGCAUGCCCACCAACCGAAUGUCGUUCCCUACCAACCUCGUCGGGCCGCCAGGACCAAGUCCGAACCAAAUGCCUCAAACACCAAACGGCGGCACCGUGGUUGGCAACCCAGGCAUGUCCCCGUUCGGUCAGACGAUGACGUCACCCGCGUCCUACCCCGCGCUGCUGAGCAACGGCCCCGCCCCCCUCGCCUCGCCCAGUCAUCCCGAUACAAAGGUCCGGCUUCAAGGGCCCGUGCCGAACAGUCCGUUCGUGAACCACGCGACGUUCGCGGGCGCGUCGCCGGCGCCGGGCACGCCGCACACGCCGCUGGCGCACCCCAGCCCGGCGCCCGAGCGGCCCGCGUCCCGCCCGCCCGCGCCCGCGCCCGACCCGCCGCCGCCGCCCGAGAUAGACGACCAGGAGCAGGCGCAGGAGCGCGCCAGCAGUGCGCUGCUCAAGAGCAGGGUAAGCAGGAUGACCAGCAAGCCGCGCGCUCGAGCGGCCCGCCUCGCGCCCGAGGUCGACUACCAGGAGCAGGCGCAGGAGAGCAGUGUGAGCAGGAUGACCAGCGUGCCGCGCGCCCGCGCCCGACCCGCCGCCGCCGCCCGAGAUCGACGACGAGGAACCGGCGCAGGAGCGUGCCGCGCGCCCGAGCGGCCCGCCUCGCGCCCGUCCGGGCCCGACCCGCCGCCGCCGCCCGAGAUAGACGACCAGGAGCAGGCGCAGGAGGUUCGAAUCAAACAAGAACCCGAAGAGACCAGAAUAAAAGAAGAGAUCGAGGAAGACUGCGGAGGCAAGGGUAUGCGCGACGAGCCGCCCGGCGACCCUGUCGAGCAUAGCGACUUCGUGGUCAAGCACGAAAUCAAGCAGGAGAUCAAACAAGAAAUUAAAGACGAGCCUGCAGAGGCCAGCUCCUUGGAGAACAAUACGGGCGAGCGCGGCGCGAGGAGAACCUUCGUCUUCAAGUCGGAGGAGCUCCGUCAAGCGCUCAUGCCGACCCUAGAGAAACUCUUCCGGCAGGAACCCGAGUCGUUGCCUUUCCGCCAGCCCGUGGACGCCCAGGCUCUCGGCAUCCCGGACUACUUCGACAUCGUCAAGAACCCCAUCGACCUGUCCACCAUCAAGAACAAGCUGGACCACGGCGAGUACAAAGACCCGUGGCAGUACGUGGACGACGUCUGGCUCAUGUUUGAAAACGCGUGGCUCUACAACAGAAAGAAUUCCAGAGUCUACAGAUACUGUACCAAGCUUUCGGAGGUGUUCGAACAAGAAAUAGACCCGGUCAUGCAGAGUCUAGGCUACUGCUGCGGCAGAAAGUAUACGUUCAACCCGCAAGUGCUAUGCUGCUUCGGGAAGCAGCUGUGUACAAUCCCGCGAGACGCCAAGUACUUCAGUUACCAGAACAGAUACACCUUCUGCCAGAAAUGCUUCAACGACAUCCAGGGCGACACCGUCACGCUCGGAGACGAUCCGCUACAACCUCAGACUGCAAUCAAAAAGGAUCAAUUCAAGGAGAUGAAGAAUGACCAUUUAGAACAAGAACCGUUCGUCGUGUGUAUGGACUGUGGUAGAAAGCAGCAUCAGAUAUGCGUGCUGCACCAUGACCAAAUAUGGCCUCAGGGCUUCUGCUGUGAUAAUUGUUUGAAAAUGAAAGGAGCUAAGAGGAAAGAGAACAAAUUUUGUGCUAAGAAGCUGCCUACCUCGAAACUUGGCAUUUAUAUUGAGACGAGAGUCAAUAAUUUUCUUAAGAAAAAAGAGGCUAGUGCUGGUGAAGUGCAUAUCAGGGUGGUUGCGUCAUCUGAUAAGAUGGUGGAAGUAAAACCUGGCAUGAGAUCCAGGUUUGUGGAAUCCGGCGAGCUGUGCGCUGAAUUCCCGUAUCGGGCAAAAGCGUUGUUUGCAUUUGAAGAGGUUGACGGAACCGACAUUUGUUUCUUUGGCAUGCACGUACAGGAGUACGGCAGCGAAAGUCCUUCGCCCAAUACGAGGCGUGUGUAUAUAGCUUAUUUAGACUCUGUACAUUUCUUCCAACCUAGGUUGUACCGAACCGCUGUAUAUCACGAGAUUUUAUUAGGUUAUUUGGACUAUGCAAAGCAGCUGGGCUAUACGAUGGCCCACAUAUGGGCGUGCCCGCCCUCCGAGGGCGACGACUACAUUUUCCACUGCCAUCCGCCCGAACAAAAGAUUCCUAAGCCUAAAAGGCUGCAAGAGUGGUAUAAGAAAAUGUUAGACAAAGGUAUAAUAGAGAGGAUAAUAUUAGACUACAAAGAUAUUCUGAAGCAAGCGAUGGAGGACAGCAUCUCGUCCGCGGCCGAGCUGCCGUACUUCGAGGGCGACUUCUGGCCCAACGUGCUCGAGGAGUCCAUCAAGGAGCUGGACCAGGAGGAGGAGGAGAAGCGCAAGCAGCUGGAAGCCGCCGAGGCAGUGAUAUUCCAGUCGUCAGAGGAAAACGAACAAGGCCCCGACGGCAAGAAGAAAGGCCAGAAGAAGGCGAAGAAAUCGAAUAAAUCAAAAGCCGCUCAGAGAAAGAACAGCAAGAAACAGAGCGACCAGCAGCAGGGUAGUGAUCUCAGUGCAAAGAUAUUUGCGACCAUGGAGAAACAUAAAGAAGUUUUCUUCGUAAUUAGGCUACAUUCCGCACAGUCCGCGGCGAGCUUAGCGCCAAUCCAAGACCCGGACCCGUUAAUAAACUGCGACCUGAUGGACGGGCGAGACGCGUUCCUGACGAUGGCCCGCGACCGCCACUACGAGUUCUCGUCGACGCGGCGCGCGCGCUUCUCCACCCUGUGCAUGCUGUACGAGCUGCACAACCAGGGCACGGACAAGUUCGUGUACACGUGCAACACGUGCAAGGCGCACGUGGAGACGCGCUACCACUGCACCGUGUGCGACGACUUCGACCUGUGCGUGCCGUGCUACGACAAGGAGGGCCAUCCGCACAAGAUGGAGAAGCUGGGCCUCGACAUCGACGUGGGCUCGUCGCCGGGCGACAUGAAGCAGGCCAACCCGCAGGAAGCGCGCAAGCUGUCCAUCCAGCGCUGCAUCCAGUCGCUGGUGCACGCGUGCCAGUGCCGCGACGCCAACUGCCGCCUGCCGUCCUGCCAGAAGAUGAAGCGUGUCGUCACGCACACCAAGAUAUGCAAGCGCAAGACGAAGGGCGACUGUCCUAUUUGCAAGCAGCUCAUCGCGUUGUGCUGUUACCACGCGAAACACUGUCAAGAAACAAAAUGCUCAGUGCCGUUCUGCAGCAGCAUAAAGCAGAAGCUAAAGCAGCAGCAGGUGCAGCAACGAGUGCAGCAAGCGAAGUUGUUACGGCGACGUAUGGCGGCCAUGAACACGCGCGCCUGCCCGGGCGCCGCGUCGCCGCCGCACCAGCCGCCCGCGCUGGCGUCGCCGCCGCCCUCCAAGCCGCAGCACUCGCUGCCGCACAACGUGCAGAAGGCGCUGCAGCAGGUCCAAGAGGAGGCGGCGCGACAGCAAGCGCCGUCGUACGGCAAACAAGGCGGCAUGGGCCCGCCGGGCGUCGGCGUGGGCGGCGUGGCCGGCGUGGGCGGCGCCGUGGGCGUGGCCGGCGCGGGCGUGGGCGUGGUCGGCAUGGGCGCGCGCGCCGAGUGGGCGGCUCGGUACCGCGCGCCGCCGCCGCUGCACCACGCGCACCACGCGCGGCUGCCGCACCACCACCACCAGCCGCUGCACCAGCCGCACCAGCAGCACCCGCCGCAUCAGCAGCUGACGUCGCUGCAGCACCCCGCGCUCACGCACCAACAGCAAACCCUCCAACAACAAAGAGCACCCGCGCCUCAGCAGCAACAAACGCAACCUCAGAUGCACCAGAAGGCGUUGCAGCAGCUGAUGGCGACGCUACGCUCGCCCACCACGCACAACCAGCAGCAGGAGAUACUACAGAUCCUCAAGUCCAACCCACCGCUCAUGGCCGCCUUCAUCAAACAAAGACAGAAUGCCCAAAACCAACAAGCCGCAGCGGGCGGUGUAGGCGGCGUGGGCGGCGUGGGUGGGCCUGGUGUGGGCGCGGUGGGCAGCGUGGGCGGAGUGGGAAGCGUGGGCGGCGUGGGUGGCGUCUGCGGCGUGGGCAUGGGCGGCGUGCCGCAGCAGCAGCCGCUGCAGCACAUGAUGCAGCCGCAGCAGCAGCAGCGGCUGCAGCAGAUGCAUCAGAUGCUGCCGCAGCAGCAGCAAGUCGGUGGCGUGACGCAAGUCCCGGGUGGAGUCCCGGGCGGCGUGGCAGGCGGCGGGCCGGGCGGCGGGCCGGGCGCGGCGCUGCACGGCGCGGGCUGGUACAAGCAGGGCGCGGGGCUGAUGGGCCUGCGCGCGCCGUUCGCGGCGGGCGCGCGGCGCUUCGGCUUCGGCGGCGGGCUGGCGCGCUCGCCCGAGGGCACGGCGUCGCCGCGGCGGCCCUCGCCCGCGCCCGAGGAGCAGCUGGCGCCGCUCACGCCGCAGGACCAGCUCACCAAGUUCGUGGAGCAGUUGUAGGGGCGGGCGCUGUACAUAGCGCGAGCGCGCCCACCGUCCGCCCCGAGCCGAGCGCUCGAUGUACAAAUUGUAAAUAUGAGGAA